Messenger RNA from Dinoponera quadriceps, 2826 nucleotides. RefSeq lists its product as uncharacterized. NCBI's taxonomy places the organism in Eukaryota, Metazoa, Arthropoda, Insecta, Hymenoptera, Formicidae. The transcript has 3 exons. Bases 135 to 1019 code for a protein of 294 amino acids. The record is from RefSeq and is a predicted model, not a curated record.
GCGAAGAGUGGGAAACAAUUCGGACGCCGCAACCGCCGUGGGAGUCGCACCGCUACUUCCGACGAAACAGCACCCUAAGGGAUAAACACCUCGUUACUAUCGUCUUAGCUUAGCAGGGAGACAGUCCAACCGAGAUGUCCAGGCCAAUCCUUAGCAGGCCGCGUACGUUCAUCUACGGCAGCAACUACGACAAGGGCGAGUCCUACUACAAGCCCAUGGUCGACCACCUAGACCGAAAGUACAGCGGGCGGCCGUUGUUUCCGGAGCCGAGAAACUCACUAGCUGACGAGAUCGCGGCCCGCCGUAGCGACAUCGGCACACGCGACCUCUCCGGUCCCCGCACUGGCCGCGACCCCGACCUCGAAUUCGACCCCCGUACCCGCGCCUCCCAACUACCACCCUUCACCGACCCUCUACUACCCCCCGACGACGAGGACACCGUCUACGACAGCCGUGGGCAACGUACGCGCCGCAGGCUCGGCGACGAUUUCGCGGAGGAUGUAUCGGCGACGACGCGCCGCUUCCGAGCCCGGGUGGCGGCAAUGGGACUCGAAGACGAGCUCGAGGCCUCGACCGCCGCGAGUCAGGCCAGAAGGAGCGCUGCUGACCUCCUGGAGAGCGCGGUGACCGCGCGCAAAGGCGCCAGGACGGCGAUCGAGGAGGCCGAGGGCGGCUUCAAGAGGCGCUCUAGGCUGUUCGACGAGCUGGAGCGUGCCGACGAGGGCAAGUCCGCGCUCAUCAGAUGGUCCAAGCUGAUCAACGAGGACGACGAUCUGCUGCCGACCAGCGCCGCCGCCAGUAGGGCUAUGCAGACGAAGGCGCGCCUGCAUGACAUCGAGUCAGAGAUGGAAGAGCUAGCUGAGAGGCAAGCCAAGAGGGAACGCAGGGCGGCAGCCCUCAGGGCGUUGGUGAACGAGAGCGCGGCCGCGGCCGACGAUCUCGUUCAGCAAUCGACGGUCAGCAAGAAGGUGUCGAUGCGCAGCGUGCAGGAGCGCGCGGAGAAGCACGUCAGCUUCUAGACGACGCGAGAGAAUCGCCGUAUCUCGCAUCUUUGAUCAUUUUCACGACGAUGCCUUACAGCCGAUGCGUUGCGCUCGCGUUCGGAAACUGAAGACCAGCCUGGCUGCAGUCUUUACUCAACGUUGCUCAAUGAGAUUUCAUUAUUAAGGACUGUCUAUAAUAGCUGUAAAGUAUGCGCGUAAGUAGGAAGUAAAUUGACCAAUUGGAUUCUUACAAUACAACAAGAAUAAUCGACUGUGUUUAGUCAAUUAGCUUACUGCUUAUGUCUUAUUACAUAUUUUACUAUUAUUGUAGACGGUCCUUUAGAGGUCAUUGCAUGUGAAAGAAUUUUAGUCGUAAUAAAAAUUUGAGUUUUGACAAUUUUAGUCACAAAAAAGUUGCAACACUUUUUCGAUGAAUUUCGCAACGUGUCUCAUAUCCAAUAGGAAAAGAUAUCUCCUGGGAAUUACUAAAAAAUAAAUUCUCCUACUGAAUAUGGGAUGCGUUUUGAAAACUUGUUAAAAAAAAAGUGUUAAAACCAUUUUGGGACUGACCAUACGUGAAAUGAGCGGUGCUAAUGGCUGUUGCUGUACAAGGUGAGGCGAUAACUAUUACCACAAUGAAUAUAUCUUCGAAAUAUGCGAGAAAAAUGUAUCCAACUGAAAUUACAUUGAUACUAACGGUUAUUACUUUAAACAUCUAUUUUCGUUCAUCUUCUAUCCGUAAAGUAUUUUUGUUUUCCAAAGAUAUAUUCGAGAUGGUGAUAAUUAUUUUUCUCACCCUGCAUAUCACAUGAAAAAUAUUCAUGAGCUUUGUAAAACGAGAAAUUUCAUUCACUGCUCUUUUUUUUGAGAACGAAUUCGAGGCAAUCGCCCAAGUGACGUCAUUUCAGUCUGCGAUCGUAAUACGAAUGGUCGUGAAUCGGCUCGCUGUAAGACACUGUUGUACCCCAACACGUAUGUCUCUAGAUGUCUCUUCUUCAAUGUAUCACGCGGCGACCGUGUUUGCGUUUCUGGCAGUCGCGCGAUCACACUGGUCGCUGAUUUGUCGUCGCGAAAGGAACAUACGUCGGCUCCGUUAACGAAUAGGACUGCGUGUUGAUCCGAUAAUUCUCAUCUCGGACACCUGCGUGUCCACGAUGUAGCGUGUGUAUGUUCGUUUCGCGUGAUUCUACAAAUACGAAUGUAUCAGUAUAUUAAUGCGAGACGCAUCGCUCGGAAGUAUAUUCGAUCGACUGUGUUCCUCCGACUGCUGGAAAUUGGAUCAUCUUCUCGGCUUGCUCUUAUCUUAUCCUUUUCAACUGCCUUUGAUCGAACUCUUCGUCGAGUUGAAUCAGUUCCAAUUAUCGCUAAGUCGACCUUGCUCGCGCGAGACGCUCUUGCUUCAACUAGAUUGCUCAAAAUCGAAUGCACUUCCGGGCCCUGUGCCUCGCAUCGUGAUAUAAUUUUUCGCUUUUCCGCUCCGCGAAAACGCGAUUCGUGGGAGCUUGUUGAUUGUUCCUAACGAACGAGAGAACAUUGCGUUCGGAAGCGCUAUAAAACAUUGUCAUGCGGAAUCGUUAACGCAAUAUCAAAUUAAAGAAAUGCAAAAAAAAUCGCGUUCUACCGCACCCACCUCCGAGAACAUAUCUAUAUUUUCAUUUCAGAGAAGUUAUUUUUCGUUACUCGGGGACGCACUCUAUAAUGUGUCACUUACAAGCUUGAUAGCUUUGUCAUAGGCUUUCGAAAAAAAAGCCCACAAAACUUUCGUCGGAUUCAUUCUGUCUACAUGUAAUCCUCUUUCUUAUACAUGAAUAAAUCUCGUUUGAAAUGUUCUUUUCGGAAAACA